CGGGACCUGUAGAUAAACUCUCGUGGCUGGGUAAAAAGUUUGGGUGCUAAGAACUACAAAGAGUUGCAGGCAUUGGAGGAUGAAAUUGGAACUAAAGCCAUAACUUUGUACGUAGAAGAUAAGCAGGGAAAUAACGAGACGAUAGAGGGUGGAAAUAAUGAUGAUGCCACUGCGGAGACGGAUGCCACUGGGGAGGGAUACCGCUAUGGAGACGGAUACUGCUAUGGAGACUAAUAACGAUGCGGAGACAGAUACCGCUGUUCCAACCACUGAUAAGUUUGUUGAACAGCCACCAGCCAUAAAAUCGACUAAGUAUAUAGAGGAAUGGGGUGAUGGUUUGAGUCUGUGUAAACAUGACAAAUUUUCAAGUAAUAGCGUAAUUCAGGAGAUCGUCGAUAGAGCUGCUUAUAGCGAAUGCUAUCAUUAUCUCACCAGUAAGUCUGAUCGUAGACAAGAUAUUACCUAAGAACCAUAAAGGUAUGUAGGUAGCCUUUCUAAAGGCACAACCAUAAUAUAUUUUAUCUCAUCAGUGGUCAACCCUUAGAAUCUUUCUCAAUGGACAAGGAUUGGAGAUCUCUGAUCUCGAAAACACAAUGCAAUUUAAUAUGGCCCGAAGUUGAAGAAACUCCUUGUUGCAAGGACAUAAGAUAAUCAAUGCGGAAUGGAGAUCAAGAGACCUGUUGAAGGCUUCUUUACUAUACAAUCAACCAAAAACCCUAACCCUAUUUCUGAGUGGAUUUUAUGAUCCAUCACCUGUUAAUGUCAAAAGUCCGCUUAUUAUUGUGAUGAUAUAACUUGUUAUUGAUAUAACUCAAAAUUUUUACUAAUCAUGAAUUAGUUUUGAAUUUUUGAAGUUGUGUGUGAGUUGUGAUUGAUAUUGUUGUGUUGCAAUUUUAAGUUAUGAUUAUAAAAGUGAUAACUCAGAUGCUAAAUCAACCAAAUUCUCAUGUAUUAAGAAUUGAGCUAAAAAAAUGUCUGGGCUUUCUACGUCUAUUUUUUAUUUUUUAACAAAUUCAACAAUUUACAAUACACAUGAUCAUAUAAUUUAGUACGUUUAGUUUUAUUAAUUAGUACAAUAUAUAUUCAAUCUUUUAAUAUAAAUAUAGCUAUCUACUUGAUUUAUUUUUAUAUUUUUAAUUGUUAAUUUUGUUUGGUAACUAUUAUGUACAUAAAUUAUUUUAUAUAUAUGGAAGAUUUAUAUAUAUAUGUGUGUGUGAGUGUGUAUAUUUGAAUAUCUUUAGUUAAUUUUUAAGUUAAUAUAUUUAUUUUUCUCUGCAUAUUUUUAUUAACUGUAUAUUUAAUUUUAUUAUAUAUUUUAAAAAUAAUACGUAUUAAAUUUAUAUAUUGAAAAAAAAGUUACCAAUCAAUAUGUUGGUAACAUAGAAACUCAUAUUAUUUAAGCAAAGACGAAGCCUAUAUCCGUUUUGAAAAGUCUAUAUAAGAUAUAUGGGUUUGGUCUACAAGUUGAGCGGUCUUAUUCAAUACCUCGUCAGAGAUUUCAAUAAAAUAAUCCUGAAUUCCUUCUCUUUACACAUGAGAAAGCACGAUAAAAGUCCACUCUUUAGUUUCCUACAGAUCAAGUAAAAGAUGAUGCACAAGAAGAUGCUACUCGUUGCAGCGUCGAUCAUCUUGAAUCUCGUAUUGAUCAUUCAUGUUCUUUAUAAUAACUCAACCACAUGGAAUCCGUCAUGGACUAAUAGAGCCGCCAAGGAGGCAGAGGACGUAGCCUCUGUUUCAUGCUCAGGCCACGGCAGAGCUUAUGUAGACGGUUUAGGUAUCCUUGACGGCAAUAAACCUCCUUGUGAGUGCAACAACUGCUACACAGGAAAAGACUGUUCCUUUCUUCUCCCAGAUUGUCAUGCUGCUGCUAACUCAGGAGACCCUUUGUUCUUGGAGCCGUUCUGGAUGCAAAAGGCAGAGGGAAGUGCGGUUGUUGAGUCAGGAUGGCACAGGAUGAGCUAUCAUUUUUACGAAGAUGGCUCAUAUGUGUCAGCAGAGCUCGAGAGGAUCACUAGGAAGCUGCAUAACGUAGUUGGAAACGCAGUUACUGAUAACAGAUUCGUAAUCUUUGGAACUGGAGCCACGCAGUUGAUUGCAGCCUCUGUUCAUGCUUUGUCUCAGACAAACGCAGCAUCUCCUUCAAGACUUGUGUCUGCUAUUCCAUACUACAAUGUGUACAGAGAACAAACUGAGUUCUUUAAUUAUGCAAAUCUUAGGUUUGAAGGAGACGCGUCUGCGUGGAAGAAGAGUGAGCACAAUGAUAAUGCGACACGAGUAAUAGAGAUAGUGACUUCUCCUAAUAAUCCAGAUGGGAAGCUGAAAAGAGCGGUUCUUGAAGGUCCCAAUAUCAAAAGCAUUCAUGAUUACGCGUACUACUGGCCUCAUUUCACACCUAUUACACAUCCGGCUGAUGAAGAUGUGAGCUUGUUCAGUCUCACAAAGACUACUGGUCAUGCUGGCUCAAGAUUCGGAUGGGCAUUGGUAAAGGACGAAGCUGUUUAUGAAAGAAUGAAAAGGUAUUUAACUCUAAGUAGUAUGGGAGUUUCAAGAGACACACAGCUUCGUGUUCUGCAGUUGCUCAAAGUAGUAGUUGGUGAUGGAGGCGAGGGUAUAUUCCACUUUGGUUAUGAAACAAUGAAGAAGAGAUGGGAGGUAUUAAACAAGAUCUUUUCGAUGUCCAUGCGUUUCUCGCUCGAGACUAUAGAGCCUGAAUACUGCAACUAUUUCAAGAAACGCAGAGACUUUACUCCUUCUUAUGCGUGGGUGAAGUGUGAAAGAUUAGAAGAUGCAAACUGCUAUGAGAUAUUUAGAGCCGCAAAGAUAAAAGGACGUGAAGGAAAAGUAUUUGGAUCAGAGGAACGUUUGGUUCGAUUAAGUCUCAUCAGGACACAAGACGACUUUGAUCAGCUAAUUCAUAUGUUGAAGAAGUUAGUAUCCCAGGAAGUUGUACGACCUGACUCCAUCUAAAAACUUUAAUGUUGACAUCAGUUAUUUUCAAUUCAAUCAUAUAAAAUUAUUCAUAAGCAUACAUUAUGCCCAUUUUAUGAAAGAUUUGUGAUUGUUUUAGAGGAAAAAAAAAGAUUUUUGAUUGUUAUUAACUCUAAAAAUAUUUACAAAUCAAUCUCUAUAAUAUUAUUUGAGAAUUCA
Brassica rapa (field mustard) is the source of this 3147-nucleotide messenger RNA. Its product is annotated as tryptophan aminotransferase-related protein 3. NCBI's taxonomy places the organism in Eukaryota, Viridiplantae, Streptophyta, Magnoliopsida, Brassicales, Brassicaceae. Gene Ontology annotation, molecular function: transaminase activity; carbon-sulfur lyase activity. The record is from RefSeq and is a predicted model, not a curated record. Gene Ontology annotation, biological process: amino acid metabolic process.